UCCGUGAAGACAAGCGGCCGAACAUGAGGGUCUGUCUAGUAAUCGCUCUGUGCCUGUGUACAGUCUGCCUGCUUUCCAACGCAGUUGUGGUUAAAGAUGGAGAUUUGGUUUUCUCCCUGGAUUCUGUGAAGACGUUAGGAACUCUGAUGGCUGCAAGUGGAGGUGUGAAAAGAACUCGGAUGUCCCAGGGUACUUUCUCUGUAUGCACCAAUCCUGCUCUGCCUAAAGAGUUCUUGCCAGUGUGUGAGAGCCAGCAGUCAGACGUCAUUUUUUCAAGACUUGCCCGAAUAGCUGAGAAUCCGGAUGUGUGUGAGAUCUGCGCCUAUGCUGCUUGUACCGGCUGUUAAGGGACCCAAGGAGGAGCAGGAAUGGACUUGCUGUGCUCUGUGUUUGACGUGUUCUUCAGGACAACAAUUUGAAAGUGCUUCCAUUAUAAUUCUUAUAUCAAGGCUGAAGCUAGCAGUGGCAUAUGUUCAUGUGAAAUGGACACAUUUCCCAGGAAUCACAGUUCAUCUUUAAACUGACUUGACACUUCCUUGCCCGAAUUAGAUUCUGGCAUUGAUGCUAUAAGGCUGAGCAAAUAGCCCCUGUGCCGCUAAUGACACAGGACACUGCCCGUUGUGAACAUCAGUUUAAAAUCUACCUUUUACAGCAUAUGUUUGAUGGGGGCUCCAUCAUUAGAUCAGCCACUCUUUGUGUGAUGUUUGCAUAUUCUGAAUUUUCUCCAGGCAGUUUUCUCCUAACGUAGGUUCAUUAAUUGGUACCCAUGGAUUGUAUUGGGAUAAAUGUGUUCAGGAAUGAAGUGGCAUUCCAAUUAGGGUUGAGUCUUGCCAAAAUAGAAUAAAUUUCAUAACCCCAUAUAUACCAUAUUAGCCAUUAUGGAUGUAAUGAGAAGUGAAGCAAAAUGACACAUUUUA
Molecule: messenger RNA, 917 nt
Organism: Polypterus senegalus (gray bichir)
Lineage: Eukaryota; Metazoa; Chordata; Cladistia; Polypteriformes; Polypteridae
Product: guanylin family protein
Exons: 3
Coding region: 24-347 (107 amino acids)
Cellular component (GO): extracellular region
Molecular function (GO): guanylate cyclase activator activity
Source: RefSeq, a predicted model, not a curated record